Molecule: messenger RNA, 1363 nt
Organism: Erigeron canadensis
Lineage: Eukaryota; Viridiplantae; Streptophyta; Magnoliopsida; Asterales; Asteraceae
Product: putative rRNA methyltransferase YlbH
Exons: 8
Coding region: 36-962 (308 amino acids)
Biological process (GO): rRNA methylation
Molecular function (GO): methyltransferase activity
Source: RefSeq, a predicted model, not a curated record
CAAUAUAGGCCUCGGGGGGGGUAAGGUUUCAUUUCAUGGCGUCGAUAUCAUCAUCAAUUUCAACUUCAAUCUCAUGGCAUCACAAUUUCGUCACCCCUUCGUCAUCAUCAAUCUCAACUAACCGUCCGUACAGGCCAACAUUAACCGUCAUACGCGCCUCAUCUCUCAAAUCUGGAAAUUCAACUACUGAGGAAAACAGAGAGUUGCUUAAACAAUAUGGUCUUGAUCCUGAUGAGUUCCUUUCUGAUCCUACCACUCCUUCCAAGUCUUCGAGACGGAAGAAAGGGCAGGAAAAGAGUGGAAGAGGGAAGCAAGGUGUGGCAACACCAACAACACAUGAGCAAAGUAAACCUAGGGAGACUCAUAAGUUACUUCAGGUUCUUGGUGGGACGGCACGGAGGAAGAAAUUGCUAUCACCAAAGAGCAUGGAUGUCCGCCCAAUGAUGGAAGUAGUCAAAGGUGCAGCUUUUGGUAUUUUGCAGGCUGCUGGUGGCUGUCCUACAUCAUUAAGGCCUGGUCGAUGGUUAGAUUUAUAUAGUGGUACAGGAUCUGUUGGCAUAGAGGCUAUCAGCCGUGGAUGCUCUGAGGUGCAUUUUGUGGAGAUGGAUCCAUGGGUUGUUUCUGAUGUUCUACGUCCUAAUUUGGAAUGGACCAACUUUCUUGAUAAUUCUGUUAUACAUACUGUUCGUGUGGAAACGUAUUUGGAGCGCACCAAAGAUGGUCCAUUUGAUUACAUAAGUGUAACACCUCCAUAUAUGCUAGUGGACUACGAGAUCCUAAUGAAACAAAUUUCAGAAUCUUCUGUGAUUGGAGAUGAUUCUUUUAUAGUUGUGGAGUACCCAUUCCGAACCGAUAUGUUAGAAACAUGUGGAUGCCUUGUGAAGUUAGCUGAUCGUCGAUUUGGAAGAACACACCUAGCAAUAUACGGGCCCAAGUGGGCCCAGAAGAAAGGAAGGUCAUAACGGGGGGAUGUGGCACAUCAGUCUGACAACAUUGAGGUGCCUUCAAGCUCAGUUACUCUAAUCAGUUGGUCAUCGUCGACAAUGAGUCUAAAGAUCACCUCCGGCCUAUCUUUGCAUGGUAAGCAACCAAUCUAUGUGUUCAUAUCACAAUCUGCACAUGGAGAAUUCCCUCUCAUAGUUAGCACCUUCAAACCUUAAUAGUUGCAAGGUUUACUAGAGAAACAAAUAAGUUGCAGAGUUAACGAGAGAUCUCCAGAAAUGUUAGUUACUGUUUUAGAUAUCGUUACUGUUAGCCUGUAACAUAUGUUAAGAACAAUAAUUAGCAUCUUACCUUUCUGCAGUGUAUAAUUUCUUGUUCUUAUACGAGACAAUAAAGUUAAGUCGAAUGUUUGUAACUUAAA